GUUAAACUGACACAGACUACUUUCGAAAUCUAUUUUCAUUUUCGCUUUAGUUGAACAAAUGUUUACAAGUUGCACUGUCAGAAUUCAGAACAUAUUUGAGAACAUUGCGUGAUUUUAUAGAGCAAGAAUGUAGUCAUCAAGUUCCUUAAAAGUACGCACAUGAAAUACAUGUUUAGUACUUAGCUCCCAGCUGGCAGACAAGCAACACUGGUCUGCACAACUUUGAACGUUUGGUAGUGUCUCAGCCCCCUUGCUUGUACGUUGGUGAUUUAUUAAUUGAUUGUAUACAACCAUGUCACAACCAGUUAUAUUUCUCUCACAUGGAGGAGGACCUUCCUUUUAUCUUUCGGCAAAGGAAAAGCCGAUAUUGAAGGGGUUAGACAGAGACUCAAAAGCAGCAGAUGUUCUAAGAACGCUUACAAAAACUCUGAAUCUGCCACGCCCCGACUGUUUAUUGGUUCUCAGUGCUCACUGGGAGGAACCUGUAUGUACCGUCCAUGCCGGGAGACAGCACACUCUGCUCUACGACUACAGUGGGUUUCCUGCGGAUACUUAUAAAAUACAGUGGCCCGUUCCCGGGGCACCAGUCAUUGCACAAAAAGUGAAAGAAUGCCUCAAAGAUGCUGGGAUCACGUGUGCAGAGGAAACCAAGAGGGGUUUGGACCAUGGAGUGUUUGUUCCUUUGAAACUGGUCUAUCCCGAGGCAGAUGUUCCAGUGGUACAAGUGUCCUUAUUGAGAAGUAUGAACAUGGGGGACCACUUAAAGAUUGCUGAAGUGCUCUCACCUCUUAGGCACAGCAACAUCUUGAUCAUUGGAAGCGGUUUUGCUACACAUUCCUUUGGACAAAGAGAUGAACCAGAAAAGUGGGCUAAGGACUUCAAAAUAUGGCUCAAUGAUGUUCUCACCAAUAAGAGUUAUUCCCCUGAGGAUAGGAAAGCAAGAUUACUGGACUAUCAGUCUGCCCCAGGCUUUACAAAGGCCCAUCCCAGUUUGGACCAUUUUCUCCCUCUGGUGAUGACAUGUGCUGCUGCCCAGUAUAACCCUGGUACCAUUCUGCACUCCGAAUUUGUGAGAUCGCUCCUCAAUGAGCAUUACAAGUUUUGAAACACUUUUGUGAUUUCAGUGGGCCGUUAUUAGAUUUAGAUGAACUGGAUACCCGUCUGUAGAUGCUUCGUGUUUAUAUUCAUACUGUAUAUUGAGUCUAUUCUCACCAAACAUUAUUAUCAGUGUGCAAGUCAAUUGUAAUAUUUGCAAUUUUCACCACCCAUCUUAGGUAAAGAACUGUGACCAUACACAGCCAAAAGAAUUUCAUGAACAACUUUGCUCACCAUCAAAGAACACCGAUUUCAUGAACAACCUUGCUCUCCCUUAAUGAACACCGAUUUCAUGAACAACUUUGCUCUUCCAAGUCCAUUCAAGUACACCGAUUUCAUGAACAACCUUGCUCUCCAUCAAAGAACACUGAUUUCAGGAACAACUCUGCUGUCAAAAAAACCCCCAUGUAUUUCAUGAACUUUGCUCUUGGAGAACAUGUUUCAUGAACUUAUUUUUACUAUGUCAGUUAACACAGAUUUCAUGAACGGUUUUGCUCUUCAUCAUGCAAAAACCCCACAGAUUUCAUGAACGGGUUUGCUCUCUGAAAACAUACCAUUACUUCAUGAUCAGGUUUUUUAACUCGUCAAAGACCACAGAUUUCAUGAACAACUUUACUUUCUGUCAAAGAACACAGAAACACACUAUAUGUAAAGCCAAGCUUUAUUGUAUUGAUAUACACAUAUGUGAUAUAUAUCUGUUUAGCAUGUACCACUGUAUACAUUUGUGAUACAAGCAGUGGUAAAAUUUAUAAACUUAACAUGCCCUGAUAAAAAUAAAUGUUUUAAAAACCCCGUAAA
Molecule: messenger RNA, 1893 nt
Organism: Ostrea edulis (European flat oyster)
Lineage: Eukaryota; Metazoa; Mollusca; Bivalvia; Ostreida; Ostreidae
Exons: 2
Coding region: 293-1105 (270 amino acids)
Molecular function (GO): oxidoreductase activity, acting on single donors with incorporation of molecular oxygen; ferrous iron binding; zinc ion binding
Source: RefSeq, a predicted model, not a curated record